Molecule: messenger RNA, 935 nt
Organism: Carassius carassius (crucian carp)
Lineage: Eukaryota; Metazoa; Chordata; Actinopteri; Cypriniformes; Cyprinidae
Gene: susd3
Product: sushi domain-containing protein 3
Exons: 5
Coding region: 66-935 (289 amino acids)
Cellular component (GO): plasma membrane
Source: RefSeq, a predicted model, not a curated record
CGCGGACUCUGUGUGCGCAUGCGCAGCUGCUGCGCUCGUCAGAGGAGUCGAGUGCAACAGUCUGAAUGAGCUUCAUCAGUGCGUCCGAGUCUGAAGUGAUGAUGAUGGGGGACUGGAGCAGUGUUCACAACCAGACAGGUCAGUGCGCUCCGCUGCUGUCUCCUGCGGUCGGGACUCUGAAGCUGGUGUCCGGUGAUGGGACGAGUGUGGGCAGCGUGAUGAGCCUCCAGUGUCCCUCCAGACAUCGAACGGUCAGCGGCGGUCAGAUGUCCUGUGUGUGGAGCAGCAAUCAGACACACUGGAGCGGAGGGACUCCGGAGUGUAAACCUCUGUCUCGGUUCGAGGAUGAUGGCUUUCGUUUAGCUGUUCUGGCGUCCUUCAUCAGCCUAGCCAUCAUUCUCGUCAUGUGCAUUAUCUUCAUCACUUCCUGUCUGGUGAGACAUGUGAAGCGCGAGGAGAGGAGAAAGCUGGAGAGGGCAAGAAAAACUGGAACAUCAGAGUUUUGGCCUCAAAUUGGCGUUGAGGGUGUGGAGGUGCAGAGAGAGGUGUUACACAGUCAGAAAACCACAAACCACCACAACAACAACAACAACAACAACAACAACAACAGCGGAGGAGAGAGGGGGCACACAGACAAGCACAUCUGCAGCCACGGAGACCUCCACACUGCCUGCAGGUACUGUCCAAACACAUUUGCACUAACACCAUAUGCUGCCAUCACAAAGACAACGCAAGAGUGUCUUGAUCAAGGGAAGGCCGGUCCUCCGAGCGCCCAUCUGUCCCAGGUCUCUGUGAUACUCAGUCCUCCCACUGACUACCUCACAAACACACUCAUGGGCCCCGUCGAAGCCCGUGACGCUGCAGGGGACAGACAGGUUCAUGACCCGCUCUGGAACAGCCCUCGUCCACCGCCUGUCCACAUGAUGUCUGUGUGA